AUGCAACUGUCAGACUCUUUAUCUGAUCUCACUGCUAUGCCAUCAUCUUCCCGUUCUCAAUCUAGAGCCUCCUCUUCCACUUCUGAUAUCUGUGCCCGUUUGGAUCGCCUUGAGACUCAAGUCUCAUCUAUUCAGAGGAACGUUAGGACUAUUCUAUCCUAUCAGCGUCAGUCUCUUGGGAUUCCGGAUCCCUCUUCCAGUUCUGAGUCUGGUUCUGAGGAGGACCCUGAGCGUCAGUCUCUUGGGAUUCCGGAUCCCUCUUCCAGUUCUGAGUCUGGUUCUGAGGAGGACCCUGCUGGUGGAUCUGAUUCUGGCUCUGAUGGUUCUGAGGAGGACCCUGCUGGUGGAUCUGAUUCUGGCUCUGAUGAUGAAUCUGCACCUGGCUCUGGUCCUGCUUCUAGUGAUGAUGGUGGUGAUUGA
Molecule: messenger RNA, 420 nt
Organism: Asparagus officinalis (garden asparagus)
Lineage: Eukaryota; Viridiplantae; Streptophyta; Magnoliopsida; Asparagales; Asparagaceae
Product: suppressor protein SRP40-like
Exons: 1
Coding region: 1-420 (139 amino acids)
Source: RefSeq, a predicted model, not a curated record